CCAAUUGCGGUAGCUAGUCUAACGUUAAUACCAGCUGCCAGUCUAUAAAGAUACACAACGCGAUCAAGUGAAUAACACACUGAAACACAUCACUUAUUAUAGAUAGUUGGAUGUAAUUACACGUGGGGACGACUGUAAAUUGCUAACGAAAUGUAAUAUAAUGGUUCUAACAUGGUGUCGCUAGACUUGAAUGCCAUGAAGCAAAGGUGCCGCGGCGUGGCGCUUGCUGCGAUUCUUCUGCUGUCCGCGUUCUUUGGAUUCAACGUGUUUUCUCCGGUGUUCAUCGCCGUUUUUGUGUUCAGACUCAACUCCGCGCAGUUCGUCGUGGACUCCAUUUUCUGUACGUGGUUCGCGUUAGCAGCGGCGUCAUUCGAAACCCUUUACGGCAUCAAGAUACGUAUCACGGGCGAAGUGCAAAGUUUCCGACGCGACGUUACGUCAAUUAUCGUACUUAACCAUCGUACCCGACUGGACUGGCUGUUCUAUUCCGCGGUUCAGUGUCGCUACGGCUCUCUACGAAACUUCAAAAUAUCGCUGAAAAACAUGCUAAGACACGCACCAGGCGCGGGUUGGGCCAUGCAAGCGGCGCAUUUUCUUUUCCUUCAUAGAAAAUGGGAAUCAGACCAAAGCAAGAUCGACUCGUUUUUAUGUCAUUUUCAAAAUGUCGGAAGUCAUCCACAAGUGCUUCUAUUUCCGGAAGGCACGGACUUGCAACCGGAGAGUUUAGCCAAAAGUAAAUUAUUUGCCAAAAAGAACGAUCUACCUGAAUACCAGUAUGUCCUCCAUCCGAGGACAACCGGAUUUGUCUCCCUUGUGAAAGGAAUGCAACACUAUAAUGACUUAAAGCAAAUCGUCGAUGUCACUGUGUCAUAUCCCUUAAAUGUAUGCCAAGACGAAAACCAGCUGCUUGCCGGAAAACUGCCUCAGGAAAUUGUAUUCAACGUACGCAGCUUUGAUCUGGAUAAAAUUGACUGUAGUUCGGAUGAAUGCAUUUCGGAUUGGUUGCAAAAACGGUGGGAGGUGAAGGAAAAGUAUCUACGAAAUGUAUAUCAACAGAAACCCACAGUCGAUAUAAAUGGCGUUUCUAUGUAUAUCAACGGCAACAGCGCCAGCAAAAUUGUUAAGUCUGUAGAUACAUGUACUAUGAACGGUCUUUCUGAAAAGCAAAACAACGAAAUCGAAUCGAACUCUGCGAUAUUUGGUAUAGGGUGCUUAAUAUUUUGGUUUUGCAUAUCGGUUCUGUCUGUUUGUGGUAUAUUCGCAAAUGUUUAUUUUAGAUGGUCAUUCUUUGGAAUGUUAGCUGUUAAUUUCUCAAUAAGUACGUUUGUUGGGUUCGAUGCUCUGUUUGCAAAGUUGUCUGCAAGGUAGAGUUCUAUGCAGACUUUGUGGAUUAUAAAACUUCAUUUCGUUACCACACACGUGCAUUUUAUGCCCCAAACUGUAGAGGAGGAUAUAUACGCUUGUCUAUGUUUCAAAUGGACAACCGUCUUGUUUUUAAGGUGAAUUAAACAAUAUUGUAGAACAGACUCUUUGUAAUAUUUUGUAUUCUGUAUAAUGUACUUUACAUAAACGAGUUAUAUAGCAAUUAUUUCUAAAUUAAUAAUUAAAUUUGUUAAUGGGAAGCUUAGAAUUGUACCCACACUGUUAAAUAUUUAUUCCAGCGAUUGUUAUACCCCCACAAAUUAAGUUUAGGGGUGUAUAUAGGAGUGAGCUUGUCUGUCGGUCGGUCUGUCGGUCUGUCUGUCAGUCAGUAUAAAGUGUCCGCUCUCUAAUUCAAGUUGUUUUCAUCCGAUCUUCACCAAACUUGGUCAGAUGUUGUAUCUAGAUGAUGUCUAGGUCAAGUUCGAAUAUGGGUCGUACCGGGUCAAAAACAAGGUCACGGGGUCACUUAGUGCGUUUUAAACAUUGAGCAUGGUGUUUGCUCUCAAAUUAAAGUAGUUUUCAUCCGAGCUUCACCAAACUUGGUCAUAAGUUGUAUCUAGAUGAUGUCUAGGCCAAGUUCGAACAUGGGUCUUGUCUAGGCCAAGUUCGAACAUGGGUCAUGGCAGGUCAAAAACUAGGUCACGGGGUCACUUAGUGCGUUUUAAAUAUUGAGCACGGUGUCCGCUCUCUAAUUAAAGUAGUUUUCAUCCGAGCUUCACCAAACUUGGUCAGAAGUUGUAUCUAGAUGAUGUCUAGGCCAAGUUCGAACAUGGGUCAUGGCAGGUCAAAAACUAGGUCACGGGGUCACUUAGUGCGUUUUAAACAUUGAGCAUGGUGGUCGCUCUCUAAUUCAAGUAGUUUUCAUCCGAUCUUCACCAAACUUGGUCAGAAGUUGUAUCUGGAUGAUGUCUAGAUCAAGUUUGAAUAUGGGUUAUGCCGGAUCAAAAAAGGUCAUUUGGUCAUUUAGUGCGUUUUAAACGUUCAGCAUGUUGUCUGCUCUCUAAUUCUAGUAGUUUUCAUCCGAUCUUCACCAUCCAAUAUCUUUACAAAUCUUGGUCAGAAGUUUUAUGAUCUAUACGCCAAGUUUGAAUAUGGGCCGUGCUGAGCCAAAAAUUAGUUCAUGGGGUCACUUAGUGCGUUUUAAACAUUGAGCAUGAUGUCCGCUCUCUAAUUCAAGUAGUUUUCAUCCGAUCUUCACCAUACUUGGUCAGAAGUUGUUUCAGGUAGAUGAUGUGUAGGUCAAGUUCGAACAUGCCGGGUCAAAAACUAGGUCAUGGGUCACUUAGUGCGUUUUAAACAUUGAGCAUGUUGUCGGCUGUUUUUUGUAAAGACAACAUGCAAAAUAUUCUGUAUCAAUGCGGAAUAUGGGGGUAUUCGUCACGUCUGUGACAAAGUUCUAGUUUUAUUUAGAUUGCACGUUUUUUUAUCCUUACACCAAUACAAGUGAAUUUCGAUGCAUAUAAGACCCUUACCCUUUGAUACGCCCCAAGUGUAUGCAAAAUGGUUAUUAAAACUGAUUGCAACAUACCAUACAAAACAAUCACAGAUUUUGGUUUAGAGGGAUGAAAAGCAUUUGGCUAGAAUUGCUGUAGUCGAGCAUUUGGCUAGAUUUGGUGAAGUAUCAGCGCAUUUAUGUCAAAACACUUGAUAUAAAGUAAGGCUGUGGUUUACUGUACAAUAAAACUAUGUAGACGUGAUCAUUUUUUUUGCACUGAAUUUGAUACUUUUAAUCGCAAAUACUUUUUAUUCUGAGCUCAAUUUGAUAGUUUCAUCAUCACUAUAUCCAUUCCAUGUCACUCAUGUAUUUCUAGUUAAUUAGAAUAGAAGUAAAGUUAUAUAUCAUGAUACACGGAUCUAUGCAAUAAACCAUUAUUGUUUAUAUACUUUUUAUAUGUUUUAUUGUUGAUAUACUCGGGAUUCAUUUUUCAAUACACGGGCUUUUCCUAUCCUGUACACAUGUGUGACAGCACAAGAUGCUUUUUGUAGAAUUCAAUGACACAUUUACCAGUUUGUUUUUUGUUGCAAUAUUCUCAUGUUUUUAUAUAUGUCAAUGCUUGCAUAUAAAAGGGACUUGUCGACCUAGUUGUAAACAUUACAAUUUUCAAAAAAUAUUAGAAUUAGCAAAAUAACAUUCCUACUAUGAAUUUAAAUUUAAAGAAAAGUGUUAAAAUAUAUAUUCGUUCAUGGUUCUUCAUAAGUCAAAAUAAAUUAUAUCAGCAACCUUGCCUUAUCACUUUUAUUAGAUAAUCUAACUUAUAUAGAACGCGUUUUAGUACAAAAUUGUUCAAAAGCCUUGAAGGUCUAGAGGUGCCGAGUUGGAUUUUGCUUUUUAAUGGUCCCCGAGUUUGUUUCCCGGUGAGAGCAAAUCUGUAUAAAACGUUAUGUAACUUUUUUGUUUGUCUCUUUUAUAUAAAUAUUUCAAACUAUUUGAAAUAUAAACGUUUUUUAUAUAAACAUUUUGUGAUUUUUUAUUAAACGAAAAUAUUUUAAGUCCCUUCAAUGUGUAAAAAAGCUUGUAACUAUUGGAGACGCGUUCUGAGAAAACAGUACUUAAUGCUUGUGCGUAAAGUGUCAUCCCAGAUUUGCAUGUGCAGUCCACACAGGCUAAUCAGGGACGACACUUUCCGCUUUUAUGGUAUUAUUUAGUUUCAAGGAAGUCCUUGCUUACCGAAAAUCAAGUUAAGGCGAAAAGUGUCGUCCCUGAUUAGCCUGUGCGGACUGCACAGACUAAUCUGGGGUGACACUUUACGAACAUGCAUUAAGCCCGGUUUUCUCAGAACACGACUCAUUGUAUUGCUUACUUCAGUUGCUGUUAUUAUUUGUGUGUUUCCAUAUUAAUGAUAUUACAAACUGUUGUUCAAUUGAGCGAAAUUUGUGUUCAAUUCUAAAUAAUGAAUGUUCUGUUUUAGCGGUUACGUUGUUUUUGUUUCUCUGAUUGUGUUUUUAUUGUUUAUUGCUUUGUAAGAGAACUUAUGAAACUGUUUCACAAGA
Messenger RNA from Dreissena polymorpha, 4413 nucleotides. Its product is annotated as lysocardiolipin acyltransferase 1-like. Lineage: Eukaryota; Metazoa; Mollusca; Bivalvia; Myida; Dreissenidae. The coding region runs from base 172 to 1368 and encodes 398 amino acids. Gene Ontology annotation, molecular function: acyltransferase activity. The transcript has 2 exons. Gene Ontology annotation, cellular component: endomembrane system. The record is from RefSeq and is a predicted model, not a curated record.